This is a messenger RNA of Brassica rapa (field mustard), 4107 nucleotides long. RefSeq lists its product as uncharacterized. Gene Ontology annotation, molecular function: hydrolase activity. NCBI's taxonomy places the organism in Eukaryota, Viridiplantae, Streptophyta, Magnoliopsida, Brassicales, Brassicaceae. The record is from RefSeq and is a predicted model, not a curated record.
UAGAUAGAACUAGAAGAAAAGAAAAUAAUAAUACUUGUGGUUGGGGUAGGUUUAAUAAAUGUGCACAGCUCAAAGACAUUGCAUGUGUAUUUGAGUUUAUGAAAUCUAGCAUUUAUUCACCUAACACGUUUAUCUAUUGACUCACAAGGUUAAUUAACUUAUUUACACACUUUUUGUAUAAGUUUUUAUUUACCUAAUAUUAUUAUUUAUAAACUUAAUUAGUUAACCAUAAAGAUUCAACAAUCCAUUUUCAAAUAACAAAGCCUAAUAUCAUUUUUCUUACUUGGUUCGCUUUUCUUUAAGACAUUGUUGAUAUGGUUCACCCAAGCCGACCAUAUCCCACUACUGCUACCAUAUUCCAUCUCGUUUAUCUAAACAUCCUAUAGACUUUUUAUUUUCUGAAACUCUAUUAUUAAAGUUUCUCUAAAGGAUUUUCCACCAAGAGUUGUGUGAAAAGAGAAGUCUCUUAGUUUAUUAUUAUAAAAAAAUAAAAUAUCAGAUUAGAAAACAAUUAAUAGAUUAUUACAUUACUUCGAUUACAAGUUCCACAAAAAUGUACACGCAAAUAAUCUGUAACUAAGAAAAGAUUCGGACAUUUUUGAAGGGAGAAAUGGAAUCAUUCGUUGAUUCCCUCCAAUCCAUUUAUAUUAUUUUAUUUAUUUAUUAUUUAUCUUUUUAUUUAUAUAUAAAAAAAAAGAAACUGAAGACGAAAAUGGCGAUCAGUGUGGAAACCGCCUCUUUCAUAUAUAUUCCUCUUCUCUCCCUCUCUCACACCAAAAGGAAAGAAAAAAAAAAGAAGUUAUUCAAAGAAGCAGAGCCACGUGACUCGUUCUACGCUUGACUCAUCACAUAUCAUUCUUCUGUAAAGCUUCAAUUUUUCAAAAUUAGGGUUAUUGUGUGUAUUUGGGCGUAAGCUCCACCGCAUUGCUAUUUGACAAAAUCAAUUCCGAUUAUUUCGAUUUUGCUCCAAACGGGUUUCGAGAUUUCACCUUGAUUCGUUGCACCCAAUUCACAGGCACAAGGUUUUGUUUGAGCUUUGACCAAGAAACUCAAGAACCACAUGAUAUGGGCCCUGACAAACACUCGACUCGUUUAUUGAAUACCCUCAAAAUGGAGAGGGUCAGAACGAUUCUAACCCAUACUUACCCUUACCCGCAUGAGCAUUCUCGCCAUGCUAUCAUUGCUGUGUUUCUCGGCUGCCUAUUCUUUAUUUCUUCCGAUAACAUGCACACCCUCAUAGAAAAGUUUUCCCUCAAGUGGUGGUCCAUGUACGCAUGCCUGCUCGGAUUCUUCUACUUCUUUUCUUCUCCUUUUAUUGGCAAGACCAUCAGACCAAACUACUCCAACUUCAGUCGGUGGUACAUUGCCUGGAUUUUAGUUGCAGCUUUGUAUCAUCUUCCUAACUUUCUGUCAAUGGGUUUGGAUUUGAGGAUGAAUUUGUCCUUGUUUUUGACUAUUUACAUUUCUUCAAUAGUCUUCCUUGUUGUCUUCCACAUCAUUUUUCUUGCCCUUUGGUACGUUGGUCUUGUUUCUCGCGUGGCUGGAAGACGCCCUGAGAUCUUAACCAUUCUUCAAAACUGCGCUGUUCUUAGCAUGGCCUGCUGCAUCUUUUACAGCCAUUGUGGUAAUCGAGCUAUUCUCAGGCAAAAGCCUCCUGGAAGACAGUAUUCUAGCUUGUUUUCAUUCUGGAAAAGAGAACAUAGGCACAAUACAUGGAUCGCACAAUUAAUUCGUAUGAAUAAGCUGAAAGACCAAGUGUGCUCCUCGUGGUUUGCUCCUGUUGGAUCUGCAAGUGACUAUCCACUGUUAUCCAAAUGGUUCAUUUAUGGAGAGAUUGCGUGCAAUGGUUCGUGUCCUGAUUCAUCUAGCGAAAUUUCUCCCAUAUACUCAUUGUGGGCCACAUUUAUUGGUCUUUACAUUGCCAAUUAUGUAGUGGAGAGAUCAACAGGGUGGGCUCUGACACACCCUCUGUCAGUAGACAAAGUUGAGAAGCUGAAGAAGGAGCAAAUGAAACCAAAUUUCUUAGAUAUGGUUCCUUGGUAUUCAGGAACAUCGGCUGAUUUGUUUAAAACUGUGUUUGACCUCCUCGUAUCAGUAACGGUCUUUCUUGGCCGCUUUGACAUGCGGAUGCUGCAGGCUGCAAUGACCAAAUCUUGUGAUGGAACCAAGAGGGAAGAACUUUUAUAUGACCACCUUGCUAAUAAGGACAAUUUUUGGUUUGAUUUCAUGGCGGACACUGGUGAUGGUGGGAACUCAUCAUACGCUGUAGCGAAACUUCUUGCUCAGCCUACUCUCCAAGUCUCGGUGGAUGGUGAAACUAGACCGUUGCCUCGGGGUAAUGUACUGCUUAUUGGAGGAGAUCUUGCGUACCCCAAUCCAUCAGCGUUUACAUAUGAAAAACGUCUCUUUUGUCCAUUUGAGUAUGCGCUACAGCCUCCCCAUUGGUAUAAAAAUGACUCUAUCGCCGUUGACAAGCCAGAAUUACCUGAGGGAGUGAAAGAUCUAAAGGAUUAUGAUGGUCCCCAAUGUUUUCUCAUCCCUGGAAACCAUGACUGGUUUGACGGACUCAAUACAUUCAUGAGGUAUAUAUGCCAUAAGAGUUGGUUAGGCGGCUGGUUAAUGCCCCAGAAGAAAAGCUAUUUUGCGUUGCAGCUACCUAAGGGAUGGUGGGUGUUUGGUUUGGAUCUUGCACUUCAUGGUGAUAUUGAUGUUGACCAGUUCAAAUUCUUCGCCGAAUUGGUGAAGGAGAAGGUUAAGGAGGAUGAUGCAGUGAUCAUUAUCACGCAUGAACCGAGCUGGCUUCUUGAUUGGUACUGGAGCAGCGAUACAGGGCAGAACGUGAGGCAUCUGAUAUGCGACGUUUUAAACUACAGGUGUAAACUCAGAAUGGCAGGGGAUUUGCAUCAUUAUAUGCGACAUUCAUGUACUCAAUCAGAUGCGCCUGUCCAUGUCCAACAUCUUCUUGUUAAUGGCUGUGGAGGAGCUUUUCUACAUCCCACCCAUGUGUUCAGCAAAUUUUCAAAGUACUAUGGGGCUUCCUAUGCAAGCAAGGCUGCCUACCCUUCUUUUCAUGAUUCUAGCAAGAUUGCUUUGGGGAAUAUUUUGAAGUUCCGGAAAAAGAACUGGCAAUUUGAUUUCAUAGGUGGCAUUAUAUACUUUAUCUUGGUCUUUUCAUUGUUCCCUCAGUGUAAGCUAGCCCACAUCUUACGAGGUGAUUCGUUUUCUGGACACCUGGAGAGUUUCUUAGGAACAGUGUGGAACGCUUUUGUGUAUGUGAUGGAACAAUCAUACGUGUCGUUUACGGGUGUCCUGGUGUUGCUAAUCACUGCAAUCAUAUUUGUGCCCUCAAAGAUAUCUCGGAAGAAAAGAGUGGUAAUCGGAGUUCUCCAUGUUAGUGCUCACCUGAUGGCAGCUCUGAUUCUCAUGUUGAUGUUGGAACUAGGCAUAGAGAUCUGUAUUCAACAUAAUCUACUUGCAAAUUCUGGGUAUCAUACAUUGUAUCAGUGGUACAAAUCAGUGGAAAGCGAGCAUUUUCCGGACCCUACUGGCCUUAGAGCCCGUAUUGAACAAUGGACGUUUGGCCUUUAUCCAGCGUGUAUCAAGUAUCUUAUGUCAGCAUUUGAUGUUCCUGAGGUGAUGGCGGUUACCCGGACCAACAUAUGCAAAGAAGGAAUGGAAUCUCUGUCCCGAAGCGGAGCUGUCAUAUAUUAUGCUUCUGUCUUCCUUUACUUCUGGGUCUUUUCAACACCUGUGGUGUCUUUGGUGUUUGGAAGCUACUUGUAUAUCUGCAUCAACUGGCUCCACAUCCACUUUGAUGAAGCUUUCUCUUCACUCCGCAUUGCCAAUUACAAAUCUUUCACUCGUUUCCACAUCAAAGAGAAUAAAGACAUUGAAGUAUUCACUCUCGCGGUUGACAAGGUGCCAAAAGACUGGAAGCUAGACAAAGAUUGGGAUGCAGAGCCGAAACAGAGUGGGGUGAUGAGCCAUAAGAGAGAGUUUCCAAGUAAAUGGUGUGCAUCAUCAGCGCAACAAGACCCUGUUGCUACCGUGAAAGUAGUUGAUUAUUUCCUUAUUCAUAGAUCACAGAACCAAAACGGAGAAUGUUAG